Messenger RNA from Diaporthe amygdali, 1551 nucleotides. RefSeq names its product folylpolyglutamate synthase. Bases 1 to 1551 code for a protein of 516 amino acids. Gene Ontology annotation, biological process: tetrahydrofolylpolyglutamate biosynthetic process. Gene Ontology annotation, cellular component: cytoplasm; mitochondrion; cytosol. The transcript has a single exon. Gene Ontology annotation, molecular function: ATP binding; tetrahydrofolylpolyglutamate synthase activity. The record is from RefSeq and is a predicted model, not a curated record. Lineage: Eukaryota; Fungi; Ascomycota; Sordariomycetes; Diaporthales; Diaporthaceae.
AUGGCCGCCUCAGAUAAGCUCGUCCCGAACUAUGACAACGCCCUCCACCUCCUGUCCCUACUUCAGUCCAAUAAGAACAUCAUCAAUCUCUUCACCGCAGACCCAGGCUCACAAGCGGACAUCAAUGCAUCCGCCAUCCCAGAGAUGACAGCAUGGCUGUCCCGAGCUGGAUAUUCUCCCUCAGACCUGGCCCGCCUCCGCUGCAUCCACGUCGCCGGCACCAAAGGCAAAGGCUCCACGUGCGCCUUCACAUCGUCCAUCUUGCGCCAGUACCCCGAAGUUGCAGGGCGCGUGGGAACUUACACCUCACCACAUCUGGUCACAGUGAGGGAACGAAUCUGCCUGGACGGCGAGGCCAUCUCCCAGGACAAGUUCACGACGUACUUCUUCGAGGUGUGGAACCGGCUCUCCGACGCGGCAAGGAAAGCUGGCGACAAGCUGCCCGAUGGUGAUGAGCUGGGCGCAGAUGGACCGUCGACGAAGCCAUUUUACUUUCGCUUCUUGACACUGCUUGCGUUCCAUGCAUUUCUGAAGGAGGGGGUCAAGUCUGCGGUUAUUGAGUGUGGUAUUGGGGGCGAGUAUGACUCUACCAACGUGCUCCCUCCGGAGGCGGUUACUGUUUCGGCCGUAACGCAGUUGGGCAUCGAUCAUGUUGCCAUGCUGGGCGACACAGUGGAGAAGAUUGCGUGGAACAAGGCUGGCAUUUUCAAGCAGGGCGUGCCAGCGUUUUCCUACCAGGCUGGUGCGUCCGAGGGAGACAGCGUUCUGAAGGUGUUGAAUGAUCGGGCACAUGAGAAGGGCACCGCUCUGGAUUCGAUUGGCAGCAAAGUUCUUGAGACAUGGGCAGGAGUGCAAGAUGCUCAGCUGGAGGGAGCCUUUCAAAAGGCCAACAUGGCUCUCGCCUCAGUCGUCUCGAGGCGGCAUCUGCAGUCCUUAGGCCACAAAUUUGAGCUCCCUUUCUUCGAAAGCGGAGGCUCACCACUCCCCAGCAAGCUAGGCGACAUGCCUGGACAAUUCAUCACCGGCCUCCAAACUGCAACACUCCGAGGGCGCUGCGAAACGAUCACACAUGAUCGCAUACAGUGGUACCUCGAUGGCGCACACACCGAAGACAGCCUCAUCCAGGUCGGUCGGUGGUAUGCCGGCAAAAUUUCAGAGGAGGACUCUAUCCGGAUUCUCAUUUUCAACCAGCAAGAUCGUGAUUCUGCCAGUCUCCUGAAGACGCUCCUCGAGACCAUUCUGGAGGAGACCAAGAUCCCCAACCAGAAAAUUUUCCACCACGCCUUCUGCCCAACCAACGAGCCCAAUAGCUUUAUGAAGAAACCAGACUUCACCGUUCAGAGGAAGAACUGCGAUGUCAUCCGGCAGUUCUGCCCAUUUACUGCGGCAAUACCCGCAGACAGCAUAUCGACUGCGCUGGACAUGGCGAGGAACGUGAUGCUUGGGUCGAAGAAGAGCAAGGAUAAUUUCAAGGUGCAAGUACUGGUCACGGGCAGCUUUAACCUGGUGGGACCAGCGCUGAAGCUGUUGGAGCCGGGUGGUGAACCCUAG